Messenger RNA from Epinephelus moara (kelp grouper), 2072 nucleotides. RefSeq names its product gap junction protein beta 9a (gene gjb9a). The record is from RefSeq and is a predicted model, not a curated record. Gene Ontology annotation, biological process: cell communication. Lineage: Eukaryota; Metazoa; Chordata; Actinopteri; Perciformes; Serranidae. The transcript is spliced from 4 exons. The coding region runs from base 191 to 1006 and encodes 271 amino acids. Gene Ontology annotation, cellular component: connexin complex.
AAAGCGGAGACAGACAGAGAGAGAAAAGUCUGUGGAAUAGUUUUGACCAGUUUUUACUUCACUAUAUUGAACUUUACUUUUGCAUAGCUGUGAUUCUUCUCCUGCUGGUGACGACUCAGUGGGUUUGGGGAUUUGGUUUCAGCACUAGGGUGCACUCGUGUCUAUUGGCCAGGCCAGUGCAGCAGCAGUGAUGAACUGGUCGGGACUGGAGAGUCUGUUGAGUGGAGUCAAUAAAUACUCCACUGCGUUCGGGAGGAUUUGGCUGUCCAUGGUCUUUGUGUUCCGUGUCUUGGUGUUUGUGGUGGCAGCGCAGAGGGUUUGGGGUGAUGAAAGCAAAGACUUUGUUUGUAAUACUCGACAGCCUGGCUGCACCAACAUCUGCUAUGACCACAUCUUCCCCAUCUCCCACAUCCGUCUGUGGGCGCUGCAGCUUAUUUUUGUCACCUGCCCGUCUCUGAUGGUGAUGGCUCAUGUCAAGUACCGUGAAGGAAAGGACAGGAAAUAUGUGGAGCUGCACCACGGCUCUCACCUGUACGCCAACCCUGGAAAGAAGAGAGGGGGCCUGUGGUGGACCUACCUGCUGAGUUUGGUCUUCAAAGCUGGAUUCGACACAUCAUUUCUUUACAUCCUGUAUCGGAUAUACCACGGAUAUGACCUGCCGAGGUUAUCCAAGUGUUCACUGGAGCCCUGCCCCAACACCGUGGACUGCUUCAUCAGUCGUCCAACAGAGAAAAAGAUCUUCAUGUUGUUCAUGGUCAUAUCUAGCGCGCUGUGCAUCUUCAUGUGUAUCUGCGAGAUGUUUUACCUCAUCGGUAAGCGCAUUGCCAAGUUGUUGAGGGUCCGCCAAGACAACGAGAGGCUCCUAUUUGCCGAGCAGCAUGAGCUCACCAACAUGGCCCCGCCCAGAUCCCAGUAUCGUAAGACUGAUCCAACACUGUCAGACAGUCAGCUGAGUUUGAACAAGAGGGAGAAGAUCAGAGAAGGUGGCAUAACUACGACCUUGUAGGACUCAGGGGUCACCAAACUGGGCAUUUGUUUCUUACGGGUGACCACACAACAGGACCAAAAGUUACCUGAUAAAGUUAUGAGACCAAAAGACUGAUAAAAGGGUUCAUCCUGUGUAUCGUGAUCCUGUGACCCAGCUCACCAUGAAACAUUUAUGACUCUCCGUUGGAAGGCUCUCUAACUCCGGCUGGUUGUAUGUUGCAGAACACUGUUAAAGAAAAGGACUUCUAGUGUUACUAUGGAUAUCACAUUUCUAUCUUUGUGCCAACUUAUGGCUGACUAUACAAGGACAAAUAUCCAGGAGCUGGCUUUCAUAUGUCAUGAUACUGUGAUGGUGUGUUUCAGGGCAUUGUUGAUUAUGAAUCAACAUCAAUAUGUUGUAUGUCAUGUCACACGUCACACCCUGGUGUAAGUAAAUUUCAGCACUUGUCUUGGUAUCUUCAACACUGUUAAUAGCUUUAUCAAUUGCGUGAAUGAGAGGACGCUUCUGGUUCUCUGUGUGUUCAUAUUUUUUUCUACUAAAGGUACCAAAAUGUCACUGGGAAUUUGAUGAGCUGACGCCUGACAUAAGUGUUGUUAUCCAACAAGAUUUAAGGUCUCAUGUCCAUCAAAGCGUUUUUUUGUCCCAGCUGAAGAUGCCAGGCACUCCUCAGGAAAGUGCUUGUGCAGCGUAUGUUCAGCUGAGACGCUUUGGUUAUGUCUAGUUGCUAUAAUACGGAAUAUCCACAGAAGUAAAAACUUCAGUGCAAGGUGGAGCACCUAAUCUGGAUAAAGAGGAGGCUAAAGCACGUGGGGAGAGGACAGACCCACCAGUCUAUGUUUGUUCAUGAGAGGAACAUAUAUAUAUAUAUAUAUAUUGUGUAUUAACAUAUUUUUCCUCCAUUGUUGUUGUUGAUCAGCGCUUGUUCAUGUAAGAUGUCACGGUUGAUCUUGGUGGUAUUCGUCCCUCCUCCACUGUGAUCGGACGGCUGAGUGAAAAGUGAGAGUAAUGAGUGCAGCAUUUGACCCAAAGUUAAACUUUUUUCAACUCAAAACACCAAAAGUGCAGACUAGAUGCUCUUUGCAUU